Molecule: messenger RNA, 1200 nt
Organism: Balaenoptera ricei (Rice's whale)
Lineage: Eukaryota; Metazoa; Chordata; Mammalia; Artiodactyla; Balaenopteridae
Gene: C6H9orf78
Product: chromosome 6 C9orf78 homolog
Exons: 9
Coding region: 74-943 (289 amino acids)
Biological process (GO): mRNA splicing, via spliceosome
Cellular component (GO): spliceosomal complex
Source: RefSeq, a predicted model, not a curated record
ACUGCUGAGCGCCGGAAGUAUCCUAGAUCUCAGCGUAGGGGCUCGGCGGUUAGACCGUGGGGCUGGCGCGACUAUGCCGGUCACCGGGAAGACUUUCCGCCGGCGCCGGGCUGACUCGGAGUCGGAGGACGAUGAGCAGGACUCAGAGGAGGUUCGAUUAAAACUGGAAGAGACCCGAGAGGUGCAGAACCUGAGGAAGAGGCCCAACGGGGUGAGUGCUGUAGCCCUGCUGGUGGGAGAGAAGGUACAAGAAGAGACCACUCUAGUGGAUGAUCCCUUUCAGAUGAAGACAGGCGGGAUGGUGGACAUGAAGAAACUAAAGGAAAGGGGCAAAGAUAAGAUCAGUGAAGAGGAAGACCUCCAUCUGGGGACGUCAUUUUCUGCAGAAACCAACCGAAGGGACGAGGACGCGGACAUGAUGAAGUACAUUGAGACGGAGCUGAAGAAGCGGAAAGGGAUCGUGGAACAUGAGGAACAGAAAGUCAAGCCGAAGAACGCAGAGGACUGCCUUUACGAACUGCCGGAAAACAUCCGGGUCUCCUCAGCAAAGAAGACCGAGGAGAUGCUGUCCAACCAGAUGCUGAGCGGCAUCCCGGAGGUGGACCUCGGCAUCGAUGCUAAAAUAAAAAAUAUCAUUUCCACGGAGGAUGCCAAGGCCCGUCUGCUGGCAGAGCAGCAGAACAAGAAGAAAGACAGUGAGACAUCCUUUGUGCCCACCAACAUGGCUGUGAAUUACGUGCAGCACAACCGAUUUUAUCACGAGGAGCUCAAUGCUCCCAUACGGAGAAACAAAGAAGAGCCCAAAGCCCGACCGUUGAGAGUGGGUGACACGGAGAAGCCGGAGCCUGAGCGGUCCCCUCCCAACCGCAAGCGUCCUGCUAACGAGAAGGCCACGGAUGACUAUCACUACGAGAAGUUCAAGAAGAUGAACAGGCGGUACUGAGGGAGGCUAAAGGGGAGAGGUGCAAAGUGGGAUGUAAAUAGUGUCAUUCACUCCCUUUAUCCCCCUGAUCAAAGGCUUCCUGGACAGAAGCCUGCUCAUUGGCUAGCAGACAGUUCCCAAAACAGACUCUAUCAGUCCUGCUGCUUACCUGCUGGAUUUUUCAGGCACUGAAUUUGUAACCUUUUGAAACAAUGUGUAGUUUUCCUAUUUGGGAACAAACUCUAUUCUUGAGAGCAUUAUUAAAUCUCGUUUGUAAA